AUGGAGGAAGCUUUGAAGAUUCAGUCUUUGUUCAUUUAUCCGAUCAAAUCUUGCCGUGGAAUCUCUGUUCCUCAAGCAACCGUAACUACUACUGGGUUUCAAUGGGACCGGUAUUGGUUAGUUGUGAACUACAAAGGAAGAGCAUACACUCAAAGAGUUGAGCCAAAGCUUGCUCUUGUCGAAUCGGAGUUGCCUAAGGAAGCUUUCUUGGAAGAUUGGGAGCCAACAAAGAAUUCGUUUUUGGUGGUAAGAGCUCCUGGUAUGAGUCCGUUAAAGAUACCGAUGACUAAACCGAACUCGGUGGCGGAAGGUGUUUCGAUGUGGGAAUGGUCUGGCUCUGCGUUUGAUGAAGGAGAAGAAGCUGCAAAAUGGUUUACAGAUUAUCUUGGAAAACAAAGCCGUUUGGUUCGGUUUAAUAAAGAAACUGAAACUAGACCUUCGCCUCCUGAGUUUGCAGCAGGUUACUCUACAACAUUUGCAGAUAUGUUUCCAUUUUUGGUUGCAUCUCAGGCUUCUUUAGACCAUCUGAAUACACUUCUGCCAGAACCGGUGCCUAUGAACCGUUUUAGACCCAAUAUUCUUGUCGAUAACUGUGAACCAUUCGGUGAAGAUCUUUGGGAUGAAAUCAAGAUAAACGAUUUAGUUUUUCAAGGAGUUAGGCUAUGUAGCCGCUGCAAGGUACCAACUGUGAAUCAAGAAACCGGGGUUCCGGGUGCAACAGAACCAACUGAAACUCUGAUGAAAUUCAGAUCAGACAGUGUCUUGAUGCCGGACAAGAAACCGCGUGGAAAGGUUUUCUUUGGUAAGGAGAUGGUUUGGAAUUGGAACCUAACCAACAGUGAAGGCAAAGGUAAGAAGACAAUCAAAGUUGGUGAUACCAUCUCUGUCUUAAGGAAGAUCCCUUCCAGAGCUGAAGCAGCUGCUUAA
Messenger RNA from Arabis nemorensis, 927 nucleotides. NCBI's taxonomy places the organism in Eukaryota, Viridiplantae, Streptophyta, Magnoliopsida, Brassicales, Brassicaceae. The record is from the annotation of a GenBank genome assembly.